UAAUGCAUGGACAUAGAAACAAAAUGACUUCCUCUAUUUUCAUUCAAACUAAGAAAUAAUCCAGCAGUUGGAGUGUUUCUCCGUUUAAUCAAAGUCGCAUUGAUGAACAAAUGUAGUGCACUAAUAUUAUUGUUGUAGUGAGCUUUUAAAUGGACCUCCAAUACACAGCGCGUGAAGCUGAAGAAUUAACGUUUUCACACCUACUGACGCACAAAAGACUGCUGGUUUCGAUACACGACGACCCUGAGACAUGAACCCCUUUAAACUCCCCCUAAGCGAGUAUGGAUCAGAGGGGAACUUCAAAGAGCCCAAAUACCCCAUAGACCAUCAAAAGACUGCAAGUUUCUAUAAGUAAACUUAGUUGGUCAGCUAUGACUUUCAUUCUGCAGAGAGCUGUGUGGGAGAAACAUCUCGAGAUAUAAGAUUUACUGCGUGCUGGAUUAUAACUCACUGUUUUAGAUAUGAUGCUGUUUGUGUGUGGGAUUCUCGCGCUGUGGGUCGCUUCGGUGCGCUCCGCAGCAUCCUUCCCUGGAUUUCACGAGGCGUUCAGGAAUAGGAUGCGCGAGGCUGGCAGGAGCGGCGGAGGUCAAGCGGGUCACAGCCGCCACACGAACCGAUAUCCGCUUUAUAUGUUGCACCUCUACCGUAGCCUUCUGACUGGAGACGAGAGACACAUGAGCCACGAGAAUCCAACUUUAUACGACUCCGAUUCAGUCUUGAGUCUCGUCGCCAAAAGUUUCCAUCAGGUUGGUGACAAAUGGGCGGUGACAUUUGACAUGUCCUCCAUAUCAACAAAAGACAACGUACAGCGGUCUGAACUUCGGAUUCGCCUUCCAGAAUUCCCAUCCGCCGGCGACAUAGAAGUGGAUAUCUAUCACUCAUCCAAAAGGGAGUGUGACCGGAACCCGUGCGCCGAAGGGCGGCUUCACCUCGGCAGUGUAAAGGCCAAACCGAACGACCCGGGCUCCCAUUCCUCCUGGAAGGUUUUCAACAUCACAGCACUUCUUAAAUACUGGCUGCAUCAGGGUGAGACAAUGGUCGUUGAGGAAAACGCCCAGAUGUCUGCGGUGGAUAAGGAAGCGGAUGCAGGACAGAGUGUCCACCAUUCUACGGCAAACAGGGUCAUGAUGGUGGUCUACUCCAAACUGAACCAGGCAAAGACAUCCACCCUCAUCAAGACUGCUGAACUCUCCAAGUAUGUGGCUUUGGACCGGGUCAGUGGUGGAGGUGAAUCUAUGACCCGACGUCAUAAGAGGAACCACAGAUCUGGUGAGAGACUGCGAGGGGGAUCUAGCAUGAGCGCCAGUGCUUCACAUGAUGAGGAGGAGAAGAAGUCACUUUGCAGAAAGGUGGACAUGUGGGUAGACUUCGAUCAGAUCGGUUGGAGCGACUGGAUUGUUUAUCCGAAACGCUACAACGCGUUUCGCUGUGAGGGUAGCUGUCCUACACCCGUAGAUGAGAGCUUCACCCCAACAAACCAUGCUUAUAUGCAAAGCCUUUUAAAGCUGCACCACCCAGACCGGGUCCCAUGCCUGUCUUGCGUACCCACCCGUCUGGCUCCACUCUCCAUGCUCUACUAUGAGAAUGGGAAGAUGGUUAUGAGACACCAUGAAGGGAUGGUGGUAGGAGAAUGUGGAUGCCACUGACCUCCCCAAAUCCCAAAUGAACUCAAAAUCAGCACUUAAUUUGGAUAUGUACCUAAAUAUAUAAAAGCACAAGAGAAGAUGAUACUUUGGGGUGAAAAUGCAAAUUUUACUUGAAUGUUAUGGACAUGAAAAUCUUAGUAUGAAUAUGAACUUUAAUAUUGUGCAAUAUUGUGGUAUUUUCCUUGGAAUUAUUGAGGCAUUCUGCACAGAGGCACCUGAAUAACGUGAAGCUAUUUUUGAAAGAUUAUUACUUUUUGUGUUUACGGAUUUGUAAAUAGUAAUGUAAAUUGCCAAAUUUAAUAAAAAUUGUUUGAAAUAUG
Misgurnus anguillicaudatus (oriental weatherfish) is the source of this 1966-nucleotide messenger RNA. RefSeq names its product nodal-related 1 (gene ndr1). Gene Ontology annotation, molecular function: growth factor activity; cytokine activity. NCBI's taxonomy places the organism in Eukaryota, Metazoa, Chordata, Actinopteri, Cypriniformes, Cobitidae. Gene Ontology annotation, cellular component: extracellular region. The record is from RefSeq and is a predicted model, not a curated record.